GGGAGAGCAGAGAGGAGGUGAGAGAGUCUGCAUGGAGCUCUACAAUGUGUUUAUAAACUACAGAGCGCUGUUAUAUUGUAUUAUUUUGAAAGGUCCGGGUUGUAGUGUGGUAGGAGCGCGUUGUUUUAUCCGUUCAGACACUGAGGGAGAGCAGAGAGGAGGACUGCCCUAUCUUGGUGAAAGCCAAGGAACAAAUAUGGAGUCUGUUUACAUUAAACAGGAGGUGGUUCAGGAAUUGGUACCUAUCUGCAUUAAACAGGAGAUGCCUGAACUGGAGCCUGUCCACAUUAAAGAAGAGACUGAACUAGAGCCUGUCCACAUUAAAGAGGAAGAGACUGAACUGGAGCCUGUCCACAUUAAAGAAGAAGAGACUGAACUGGAGCCUGUCCACAUUAAAGAGGAAGAGACUGAACUGGAGCCUCUCUACAUUGAAGAGGAGCCUAUUGGCUUGUUGCUUAAGGGUUCAGAAAACAUAUCACAUCAAUGUAGUGGAUAUGGGAAGAGCUUCAGUCAGUCAGGAACCCUAAAAACACACCAGCGAAUUCACACUGGAGAGAAGCCAUAUCACUGUUUUGAAUGUGGGGUGAGCUUCACUGUGUCAGGAAGCCUAAAAACACACCAGCGAAUUCACACUGGAGAGAAGCCGAAUCACUGUACUGAAUGUGGGAAGAGCUUCGUUCAGUUAGGUGACCUAAAAAGACACCAGCGAAUUCACACUGGAGAGAAGCCAUAUCACUGUGCUGAAUGUGGGGAGAGCUUCAGACAGAUUGGAAGCCUAAAAAGACACCAGCGAAUUCACACUGGAGAAAAGCCUCGUCACUGCACUGAAUGUGGAAAGAGCUUCAGUGAAUUGGGACACCUAAAAUCACACCAGCGAAUUCAUACUGGAGAGAAGCCAUAUCACUGUAAUGAAUGUGGGCAGAGCUUCAAUCAGUUAGGAGUCCUAAAAAGACACCAGCGAAUUCACACUGGAGAGAAGCCAUAUUACUGUACUGCAUGCGGGAAGAGCUUCCGUCAGUCAGGAGACCUAAAAGCACAUCAGCGAAUUCACUCUGGAGAGAAGCUGUAUCCCUGUACUGAAUGUGGGGAACGCUUUAGUAGGUUUAGAGACCUUAAAAGACACCAGCAAAUUCACACUGGAGAGAAGCCGUAUCACAGUACUGAAUGUGUGAAUGAAGGGGGUCCCCAGAGUGAGAGCCAGUCCUGAAGGAGACAGACCCAUUCUUUCAGAAUGAACUGGAGAGCCCUGGGAUUCAGCUCCACUCCUGCCCCUGAAUUGGAAAUGAAUCUCACUCAUCAUGCUGUGAGGUUUUAGGACAGAGUUACAGGGUCAUUCUACUUAGAAGGGACACGUUGGAAAUAUAUGCCAAGCUUUUUCUCUGAACAAUUAUAUGUGUGACAUGAACCCAACACAUUAACACGAGAACCGCCAGGUUUAUGCUACUACCUAGAACCGCCAGCAGUAGUCAUUUUGAUGGGUAUAUUUUAAACAGCUUUGAUAUGAAAAUGAAACACAAACUGUCAGACACAACUCAAAAGUUUUAUUUAUGAACAUCAUAUCUAACAUUUGCAUAGCAGAAACAUUGUAUUUAAAUGAAAAAUAAACAUAAAAGCCUUUUUUUAAAUUAGCGCAUAUAAUGCAUGACGUAAAAACAUGAAAAACUAUAAUAAAAUAAACAUUUCAAAAGAAGAUAUUGUGUAAACAGCUGUAAUCUGUUAUAUGUACAUACGAAAUUGUAAAAACUAAGUAAUUAUUUACAAAAAUAACAUAAAAGGCUUUAUUUUCUAAAUGAGUGCAUAUAAUGCAUGACGUAAAAAAAUGAAAAACUAAUAAUAAACAUUUCAAAAGAAGAUAUUGUGUAAACAGGUGUAAACUGCUAUAUGUACAUACAAAAUUGUGAAAACAAAGUAAUUAUUUACAUUAUCACAUUAGCCUACUGCAUAGCACGACUUCAAAAAAUGAAAAACAAUAAUAAAAUGAAAUGUGCAUUCAGGGAAACGUACUUCAAAGUAGCCCCUAUAUUAGCACAAUCCACACAGACGUAACACUUAUCAACUUGUCAUGUGCAUUUACCACAUGCUGCUCUUUCACACUGGACACAGAUAUGAGAAGUUUUAUUUUUAUUGCAUUUAGUUACCUGCCAUUGUUUUCUGUUGCGUGUGUCUCUUGAUGUGCACUGUAUCCAGGUUGAGCUGCGUUUCCCUGCUGCUUUGCAGUUUUCUGAUCAAAAUGUUUCUGCCAAAGCUCCGUGGCUAGCAUCAUAAGAGGUCUCUCCUACUGAUAGUUUCCCCGGUGCAUUCAUUGUACAAAACUAAGGAAUUGAUGGCUGCCAUGUCCAGUACAUUGUAAAAUACAGCAACAGAAAACCAGUGAUUGCUUUCACUGAGUACUACGUUUUGCGCAGACGGUGGAAACGCUCUUCUUCUUUGUUUACUGUUGCA
Acipenser ruthenus (sterlet) is the source of this 2442-nucleotide messenger RNA. Its product is annotated as zinc finger protein 239-like. The record is from RefSeq and is a predicted model, not a curated record. NCBI's taxonomy places the organism in Eukaryota, Metazoa, Chordata, Actinopteri, Acipenseriformes, Acipenseridae. Bases 32 to 1207 code for a protein of 391 amino acids. Gene Ontology annotation, biological process: regulation of transcription by RNA polymerase II; central nervous system development. Gene Ontology annotation, molecular function: RNA polymerase II cis-regulatory region sequence-specific DNA binding; DNA-binding transcription factor activity, RNA polymerase II-specific. The transcript is spliced from 3 exons. Gene Ontology annotation, cellular component: nucleus.